AGGUAGCAAAUGGAGUUUCUCUAAGGAGGGCAUACGUGCUUUCUGGGUUUCCUAAACUCCCUAGAGGAGGGGCAGGGAGCUCUCCGAGUGAAAGCCUGAGUUCUGGAGAGUCCCAAAAGGGAGAGCCGGCAGUGGAUGCAGUGCUCCGACAUGGGAACUGACUGGGACCGGGUGGCUGGGAGCUGACUUGACCUCCGGGUUCCCCAGCAAUCUUAGCUCUCGCCUUCCUUGGAGUUUAAAGGAGGUGGUAGGGAACAUGUCUUGGCUGAGAAAACCCAAACCCCUGCCCCAGCCGCUGAUUAGGGUUCCCUGUGCAGUGGAUACACCAAGAAGGCUCCUUAGGAUCUUAGUCUUUAGAACUGGAAGGAACACUGGAGAUCUUUGUACAUUUGGAAAAAUCGAGGCCCAGAGAGCAGGAAGAUGGCGGACAUCUUACCCCAAAUGGAACUGUGCCCCUACUGUAAGAAACAAUUUAAACGGUUAAAGUCUCAUUUACCUUAUUGUAAGAAGGUAGGAACCGUUCUUCCUUUUAAUUCAGACAUAAGUAAUUCCAAGGCAGCUUUGUUCCAAGCCCCAAAAUCAAAGCUACAGAAAGACCGGACAAAAGCUGAUGGUGAAGAGACACGUAAAAAAAAUCAAAGUAAGAGAAGAAACACUAGCCUUCUAAAGGCUAGACUACAUAGUGCUGAUUUAGAAAUGAGAAUUGAUUUGCAGACAGCUGAAGAUAUGAAGAAGCAAAUUAAAAUUAGCCCUCAAAUGACACAGACUCCUACCAAACCAAAGAGGGUUGUGUUUCUGGCUGAAAAUGGGCACCUACUUUCUGCGGCCAAAAAAUAUUCCAAAGCAAAAUUUACAAAAUAUUUACCUAAAUCAGGGGAAGACAAGAGCAAAAAUCCUUCAGAAAUUUUGGACGACAUUCUUUCUAAAAAUUCUUCUAAUGAAGAUAAAAAAUAUAUUCCAAGCUUGCUAAAUGAUAUCAGAAUCGAACCCCCAGGCCAGAAACUGCUGGCAGAAACAUUAGACUUGCCUUUCAGUAUUUGUGAGAGUUUUCCUAGUCUUGAUAGGAGUCAGAAUCCUUAUGCAAUGUUACAAAGCAAUGAGAGAGGCCCCAAAGCUAGGGACUCCAUUUCAGAAGCCUCACACAGUGUCAAUAGCUCUGAGACCCACAGAAGAAACACAGAAUCAUUCUUCUCAGCCAAUUAUGUAAACUCAUUGUACAAGACACUCCCAAAUGGAGGAAUGGAGAACCAUCACAUCAAACAGAGAGCAAAGAAAAAAGAGUUUCACUCUGGGUUAGAGGCAGCUGGAAAGGGUAGUUGGAAUAAAGGAUUUGAAGGCAAUAAAUCAGAUUACAUGAGAGAUGGCCCUAGGAAGCCAGUUAAUAAUAAUGAUUUAGCCAUAGAGAAGACUCCCCACCAUGACGAUCCUGAUCCAACUUUGUUCUCUUCAGGGAAGCUACCUUAUGAAGAGGCUCUUUCUUUGGCAGAUUUAGGUAACCAGAGCCUCUCAACUUUGGUUUUAAAAUAUCUACAAGAAGAGGAAGAUGGGCACAAGGCUCUGGUCACUCCAGCAAAUCCAGUGGAGAAUAAGAAACCAAUAUCUUCAGAGCCUGACCCUGAUCCCAAGACUUGGGCAACAUAUACUGAAUGUCCCCAGCAACCUUUAAACACAGCUUGGCCUUGUGUUCCUAAAAACUUGACCAGUGGCCAUGUGAAAGCUACUGGCAGCAAGAGCCUACCUACAUCCUUGGGGCUGGAGUGGUUUCCAGAACUCUAUCCUGGGUAUCUACAUCUGGGAGUGUUACCAGGGAGACCUCAGAAGGGGAAUGUUGAGGUCCAGAAACCUCACCACAACUUAUCAGAAGCAGAAGGAUUCUUACAAGUUCCUCUUUUGGAAAGAAGUCUGAUGGAUAUAAAGAUUGGAAAGCUUCCCUCUUGGCUUACAAUCUCCAACUUCUCUUUAAUGGGGCUGCUGGGAAAAGUACAAAAAGCCUGGAUUAAAUACCCCAAAUAUGGCAGCUUGAAGAAGGGUAGCGUCGGUGGCAUCACCAUGCUCUUUGCUGGAUACUGGGUCCUUUGCCACAGCUGGAGUUUCAAGCACCUGAAGCUUCAGCGUUGGCGCAAGCACCACUGAGCUGGGUCCCAUGCAUGGUGUUAAGAGCCCUUCUGAUAGACUCGGAGAGACGCAGUGAGAACCAAUACAAUUUAUGUAAAAGCUUAAAAUUUCAAUUGGGAAGAGGGGAGGAGGAACAGUAAAGUUCUUGAAGUAUAUUAAAAACAUUACUGCUACAUGUAUAAAUGAUAUCAAAUUGUUUGUGUUUAGGGAGAGGGAAG
Molecule: messenger RNA, 2333 nt
Organism: Dromiciops gliroides (monito del monte)
Lineage: Eukaryota; Metazoa; Chordata; Mammalia; Microbiotheria; Microbiotheriidae
Gene: MTNAP1
Product: chromosome 4 C17orf80 homolog
Exons: 5
Coding region: 421-2133 (570 amino acids)
Source: RefSeq, a predicted model, not a curated record